This is a messenger RNA of Bactrocera oleae (olive fruit fly), 2544 nucleotides long. RefSeq names its product acyl-coenzyme A oxidase 1. Lineage: Eukaryota; Metazoa; Arthropoda; Insecta; Diptera; Tephritidae. The record is from RefSeq and is a predicted model, not a curated record. Gene Ontology annotation, biological process: fatty acid beta-oxidation using acyl-CoA oxidase; lipid homeostasis. Gene Ontology annotation, cellular component: peroxisome. Gene Ontology annotation, molecular function: fatty acid binding; FAD binding; acyl-CoA oxidase activity.
AGUACAUAUAAUAUAAAGAGGAGAAGAGUCACAACAUUUGGUGGUGCACUCGUAGAUCUCCAAAAAACUAAGAGAAUUUUAAGUAUCUCCAAAUAUCGACACAAAAUACAUACAUAUAUUUAUAUCGUAGAGCCAGAGAAAAUAAAUGAUCAUUUACGUUCUCUGGUUGAGCAACAUCAGGCACAAUAAACGAUCUCAAAGCAGCCAACUACCCAGUCAGUCGAACUCUGUUAUCCGUAGUAGACUGUUGGUGAUCGUUCGAGGCGGGUUUAGUGCAUUCGACGUGUGGUUUGUUUGUGAUUAUUUUAAUACAAAUUCGGUUAAAAAAAGUUGUGCCAAAAAAUUAGUUCCUAAAAAUGACCAUACCAAAACAUGUUAAUCCUGACUUGGUGAAUGAACGCAAGAAGGCCACUUUCGAUGUGGAGGAAUUCACCGCUUUUAUACAUGAUGGUGAAAGUUUCUUGCAAUUGAAAAGAUUAGCUGAGAAGGAACUAUUUGCAGACUUGCCCGAUCCUAUCGAAUUGGAUUAUCUGUCGUACGAAGAUGUCUACAAUCGUACAGUUAAGCAAUCCGUAGACGCAAUUAAUAAAGUAAGAGCUAUGCAAGAGCGCGUGAACCCUGGCGGUGCUGAGGUUUAUCAUACUCUCAUGACUGGACCAAUGGGUACGACUCUGAUGCCCGGCGGUACUCCGAUGUCAGUGCACUUUCUAAUGUUCACACGUGCGCUUAAAAAUCAGGGUACACCCGAGCAGUAUGAGAAAUUUGGGCGUCGAGCAGAUGACUGCGAGAUUUUCGGUACUUAUGUGCAAACGGAGCUCGGUCACGGUACUUAUCUGCGAGGAUUGGAAACACGUGCUGACUAUGAUCGCCAAACCGAUGAAUUCGUGUUGAACACACCAAAACUGACCUCUUACAAAUGGUGGCCCGGUGGUUUGGGUAACACCGUCAACCAUUGCAUUGUGGUGGCACAGCUCUAUAUCGAUGACGAGCCAUUGGGCUUGCAGUUAUUUGUCUUGCAGGUGCGUGAUGAGCAAACACAUAAGCCACUGCCGGGCAUUGACAUCGGUGAUAUUGGCAAGAAGAUCGGUUUGCAGGCCGUGAAUAACGGCUAUUUGGGUUUGACCAAUGUGCGCAUACCACGUACAAAUAUGCUUAUGAAGAAUGCCAAAGUCCAGCCGGAUGGCACUUUUGUUAAGUCUCCAGUCUCACAGUUGGCCUACUUCCCCAUGGUGUAUGUACGCUGUAUGAUUGUGUUGGUCAAUAGCGGUUUACAUGCAAUGGCGGCGACCAUAGCGACACGCUACUCGGCUGUUCGACGUCAAAGUCCCAUUCAACCGGAUGCACCGGAACCGCAAGUGCUGGAUCACGUAACGCAACAGAUGAAAGUUGUGCCAGAGAUUGUUACGGCUAUUGCUUAUCGUUUAGCCGGUGUUAAGCUCAACAAAAUGUAUGAAGAAACCGCUUUGGCUGUCAGCCUCAGCGAUUACUCGCGGCUACCGGAGCUGCAUGCCUUGGCCUGCACCUUGAAAGCGUCGUGCACGUAUGAUUCAACAUUUGGUAUUGAGCGUUUGCGACUCGCUUGCGGCGGCCAUGGUUAUUUGGCCUCGGCCAAUUUCGGCAACAUUUUCACCUGGGCCACAGCGGCUUGCACCUAUGAGGGUGAGAAUUCGGUAUUGUAUCUACAAGUUGGUAAGAUUUUGUUGAAAACUUGGGGCGAUAUGUUAAAUGGCAGGCCGCUGAUGCCUACCAUGGCAUAUUUGAGUGUUUGCGCCAGUUGGCACAAGUUUCGGGAUUGGACCGGCGAUUGGCAAUGCUUGGUGCAGGCUCUGCAGUAUGCGGCUACUAAUAAAACCCGCAUCGCUAGUAAAAGUUACACUAGACGGUUGGAGAGUGGCUUAUCUCCUCCGGAGGCAUUCAACGUAACUGGUAUAGAGCUGACUCAAGCGGCUGAGCUUCAUGGGCGCGCCUUCGUGGCCAACACAUUCUUCGAAGAAGUUAAGCAAAAUAGAGAAAAACGCUCUGCAUCACUGAAUAAUUUGUUGGAGCAUCUGCUCGAACUCUAUCUGGUGCAUACGGUUCAACGGCAUAUGGCUGACAUAUUGCGGUUCAUUCAUCUGACUGACGAUCAUUUGACCUCACUACAGCAUCGCCUCGAAAUAGUGCUCGCUGAGCUACGUCCGAAUCUCGUUGCUAUUUGUGAUGGUUUCGAUUUUCAUGAUAAAGUCUUGAGUUCCGUUUUAGGUUGUUACGAUGGUAAUGUCUACGAACGUAUCUUCGAGGCGGCUAAGAAGAGUCCGCUAAACCAGAAAGACGUUCCCACGUCAUUUGAACAACACUUGAAGCCGUUCAUGAAAUCGAGUUUAUAACAACUGGUCUUUAAAUCGUUGAAGAGGGAUGUGGUCAGGUGGUGCUUGGGAUAAGACCGGUGAUAUUUGGUGUGGUGAAUUAAUUAUACAACUAUAUGUUUGUACAAUUUUAUUAUUAAAUAUCUAAGAACAAUUACAAGAAUUAGAAAAUAAAGUUCUAUAUUACUAUUUUGAUAAA